Messenger RNA from Seriola dumerili (greater amberjack), 2227 nucleotides. It is a transcript of the gene tmem106ba, whose product is annotated as transmembrane protein 106B. The transcript has 8 exons. The record is from RefSeq and is a predicted model, not a curated record. Lineage: Eukaryota; Metazoa; Chordata; Actinopteri; Carangiformes; Carangidae. The coding region runs from base 122 to 910 and encodes 262 amino acids.
GAGAGGAGGGGGCGGUCCCGUCGGCUUCAUUUCUCAUCGGUGUGUGAACCAUAACAAAACAGCGACGACACGACGAAUGGCAAACAAGUCAGAAUAAAACACAAAACAGACAGCUGCAGCUAUGGGCAAGUCCCAGUCACACUUGGCCAAGCACAAAGACGAGAGUCAGGACGCACUGACGACUGCUAGCGACUACAGUGACGGUCAGACAGAAGAGGAUGGAAAAAGUGGAGAUGUAUCUCAGUUCCCCUAUGUGGAAUUCACCGGACGGGACAGUGUGACAUGCCCCACAUGUCAGGGCACUGGGAGAAUCCCACGAGGUCAAGAGAAUCAGCUUGUGGCUCUGAUUCCAUACAGCGACCAAAGGCUCAGGCCAAGCAGGACAAAACUGUAUGUCACAAUAUCAGUGGCUCUUUGCCUGCUGCUGUCUGGCCUGGCUGUGUUCUUCCUAUUCCCUCGCUCCAUUGAUGUGUCGUAUGUGGGGGUGAAGUCUGCCUACGUCUCCUAUGACCAGGAAAAACGAAUUGUCUAUCUCAACAUCACAAACACUCUGAACAUCACCAAUAAUAACUACUACGCCAUAUCUGUGACCAACAUCACAGCGCAAGUACAGUUCUCCAAGACGGUGAUAGGCAAGGCCAAGUUUAACAACAGCACAGUGAUCAUACCACUGGAUGAAGAGCAGAUUGACUACACAGUUCCCACCACCAUUGCUGAUGAGAUGAGUUAUAUGUUUGACUACUGUACUUUGCCAACCAUUAAAGUCCACAACAUAGUGGUGAUGAUGCAGGUGACGGUGACGACAUCGUACUUCGGACACACGGAGCAGGUCUCCCAGGAGAUGUACCAGUAUGUGGACUGUGGGGGGAACACCACCUCCUUGCAUGGGCAUGUGCAGGUCUACCAGUAAGGCAAGCAGAAGACCCUGGGUGUCAGAUACUGCUGCAAGUGAGGUUCUCACAGAGGUUGACUGGGCUGACUCCUGCAGAGGAAGUCCGAAACAGUGAAAUGAUUGAAAGCAGUAGUUUCAGAUAUGAUGCACUUUAGCCGGAUCCUUAUCUUCAGAAAGUAUUGAGAAUGUUGGAUGAGUACAGCAGGAAUGCGGUAACUGCUGCUGCCCCCUACUAUUCUAUACCACUUUUAAAUACUUUUAAUAAAAAUACAAUAACUAAGCUACAAGAGGUACUUGAUUUUUUUUUUUUUUUGGUCUUAGUGAAAACCACUGAGCAGUUCCUAACCACUCUUAUCUUCCCUCUUUUCAUUCCUUCCUGCUGCAGCUUUUCUUCCUUUAUUUUUCAUAAAGUAGAAUUCUUGAUAUUGUGUAGUGCAAUACGUUUGGUGUAUCAUCUUAUGUCUUUUUUUUUGAGGGGGGGCUCAGAAUUUUUUUUAUUUUCAGCUUGAGUAAAAGUUGGUAGUAUCAGUCUUUUCUUGUGUUUAUCUAUCAUCCAGCAAUCAUGACUAAUGUGAAGAUUUUGACAUCAGCAUAUUUUUUAUGAAUAAUUGAAACCAUUUUGCCAUUUAAGAAAAAAUAACUUUUUAAAAAGGGAUAAUAUUUUCAAUUUCAUAGCAAAUGUGGAAGCAAUACAGUGGGCUGUUAAAUACAGGAAUAUGUAAAUGUGAAUAUAAAAUAUGUACUUUCCUUCUGGUUUGCUUCAAAGCAUUAUAUCUAAAAUAACGCCUGGUCUGGAAGUAACUUUUUCCCUUUAAGGAGGCUGUCUUAUUUGUGUGGGUUAUGGUGUCAGUGCUAUAUUAAUCCACUCUGCACCUUUACUUUGAGUUGACUGCUACUCUUUAAUUUUUGAGAUUACAAUGACUUCUGCCUGUCUCUUUUAUCACGUGGUAUCAUUUUGGAUUGGCUUUGGAUUGAUCACCAGAAGUGACUCACUGUGGAUGCUGUGAUAAUAUGUUAAAGUUUAACAGCAGCAUAGAUUGUGUAAGUUGCUGAAUGACAUUUGUUUUGUCUGACAGACCAUGCCCAUAGCACAUAAAUGCCCGAUACAUGAUUUCUAAGUUCAAAAUUUCUGAUCUGAUUCUGAUUUCUGAUUUGUGAUCACACUGAUAGUCUGUUAAUACAAUUUCCAGUCAUCAUAAGAAAACUGUAAGAUCCGACCCUUCAUGACAUUUCAUGACACAAGUUUAGAUGUGAAAACCUUUCUGUUUCUGCCUAACAUCUCCACAAUGUUUUUUGUGUUUUAAAUGCAUGAAGCUGAAAAUAAAAUCAUGGUUC